AUUAUGAGACAGUGGAAUAAAAUCAGCUUCAUUUUUCUACUCGGAACAAAUUGUAUUUCAGUUUUGAAAGUGAAGUAAACAUGGCUCCUUCAGUUGGUUGCAUCUAUUUUCUUGUGCUUAUUUUUGCAAUUUCAAACGUCAACUCGUCGAAUGAUUAUUAUACAUCUGCGAUAGUCGAGAGCUGCAGUGGAUGUAGACUGAAUUGGCUUCCAGACGUGAAAAACUUCAUCUUCGAGGACUUGCCUAAUUACAAUAAAGUUGAAUUUAAACAUAUUCGAGGAGCAGAGCCAGAACUUGUUCUCUUUGAUAGACAUAAUGAGGAAGUGGAAAGAUUACCCUUAUCAAGAUUAACUAGAGAGGAGUGCAAUAAUUUAUUAAUAACUAAGGGUUUUACAAAAAAGGCAAUAAAGGAUGAGAUGUAAAAAAUAAAAUCUAUCAUAGAUACAUUCGGUGUCAGAGCAAAUAAAUAUUUGUAAUUUUGGGAAAUCACUUUACAAUGUUUAUUAAAGGAUGAGGUAUGUUGCUAAUUAUGUCUCCAUUAUAAACUGAUUUAUUCUGUUUUGUUAAUGAAACUGGAAUUGGCAAAUCAACUGUCUCCAAAUUUUAAAGGUUUACAUAUAAAAUCAUAUUUUACUGUAAUGCAUAAUAUUUUUUGAUCUGUCUGCUUUUGGAUGUACAGAUUUUAUUUUUGAAAUUACAUUUUAUCCUAAUAAAUUAAUUAAUAUUAAUCGGAUAAAUAGUGUAUUUCUGAGUUACAGCAAUUUCAAAUUUUAGUAAAUAAUAUAAUGGAAAUAGUAGAAUAGAUCAAAGUACCAAGUUUAGAUUUUGAUCAGAUCUAGCUGCAAAAUAAAUUUCAUCUAUUAACAAAUUAAGCAAGUGCUAUUUUGCUUUAAAAUUUCACUGAUUUUAGAUGUUCCAACAUUUUAAUAAAAAAUAUAGAUAUAAUCAUUGAUGUGGUGUAACUUUUAGCUUACUGUAAAUAAAAGUAAAAUAAUUUAAUCUUACGGUAGCUUCUAAUACAAUUGAAACUUAUGUAGAAAAGUAUCAUUUACUUAUGCAUAUUGUUUGUGAUCUGCACAGUAUUAUUCUCUUUUAUUGUAACAAACAUUUAUUUUUGUAAACAUUACGCGAAAAAUAGAAAAAACGGAGAAGGUUAUGUAAUAAGAAUAGUAACGAUCAAGAACAGAUUUCUG
Molecule: messenger RNA, 1193 nt
Organism: Colletes gigas
Lineage: Eukaryota; Metazoa; Arthropoda; Insecta; Hymenoptera; Colletidae
Product: selenoprotein M-like
Exons: 5
Coding region: 81-422 (113 amino acids)
Cellular component (GO): endoplasmic reticulum lumen
Molecular function (GO): oxidoreductase activity
Source: RefSeq, a predicted model, not a curated record